This is a messenger RNA of Contarinia nasturtii (swede midge), 680 nucleotides long. RefSeq names its product 40S ribosomal protein S15 (gene RpS15). Gene Ontology annotation, biological process: translation; ribosomal small subunit assembly. Bases 116 to 559 code for a protein of 147 amino acids. The transcript has 4 exons. The record is from RefSeq and is a predicted model, not a curated record. Lineage: Eukaryota; Metazoa; Arthropoda; Insecta; Diptera; Cecidomyiidae. Gene Ontology annotation, molecular function: RNA binding; structural constituent of ribosome. Gene Ontology annotation, cellular component: cytosolic small ribosomal subunit; ribosome.
CAUUUGGAAUUGAACCGGUGAACCGCUUCCAUUAAGACCGCGUUUCACGUCGAAAACAAGUCAACGUUGUGUCAUUCUUUCGGUAUAUGAUUGUUGCAAAGUGCACAUCGUAAAUAUGGCUGAGGUCGAAGAUAUUCAAAAGAAGAAGCGUGCUUUCCGUAAGUUCACCUACCGUGGUGUUGACUUGGACCAAUUGCUCGACAUGCCAAAUGAUCAAUUGGUUGAAUUGAUGCACAGCCGUGCUCGCAGACGUUUCUCACGUGGAUUGAAACGCAAGCCAUUGGCUUUGAUCAAGAAAUUGCGCAAGGCCAAGAAAGAAGCUCCACCACUUGAAAAACCAGCUGUCGUCAAGACUCACCUCCGUAACAUGAUCGUCGUACCAGAAAUGGUUGGAUCAAUCAUCGGUGUCUACAACGGAAAGACUUUCAACCAGGUUGAAAUCAAACCAGAAAUGAUUGGCCACUACCUCGGUGAAUUCUCAUUGACAUACAAACCAGUCAAGCACGGUAGACCCGGUAUUGGUGCUACCCACAGUUCACGUUUUAUUCCAUUGAAAUAGGUUCACAAAUCAAUUGUGUAUCGAUUUUCGUAUUUGUACGUUUUACUUGUACAUCAAGAAAUGGAUUUUUUUUGAAUAAAAUAACAACUACAAAAAUAAAAAAACGAGAAACUAUUAUUAA